CGUCGGAGUGCUAGUGCUGCUGCCGGUGUGCGCGCAUCCUUCGCGGCGGCCGCCCGCCUCGCCUCGCCCCUCGCCUCGCCUCGCCUCCCCGGGCGAAAGAGGAGCGGCCGCCGCGGCCGGAGGGAGGAGGAGGGAGCUGGGAAGGCGCCGGGCCAGCCGACGGGGCGAUCCUCGGGCCAGCGCAGCGCGGCCAUGAGCGCCGCCGACUCCCGGGACUACGUCUCCCGUCGGGCCAUCCCGCAGCUCUUCGAGAGCAUGCUCACCGGCCUCAUGUACUACCGCCCUGACGAUCCCGUCGCUUACCUGGAAUGCUGCUUGCAGAAGGUCCGGGACAUGGGGGGUCCCGAAAUGGUCCAGUGGGAUACUUUCGUCACCCCGGAACGGCGAACCCUGCACCCCGUGGGCAGCGGGCAGGCCAAGAGAUUCGUCUUCCACGCAGGCCUGGCCUCAGCACCGUACGGUCACUGUGAGCGCCUGCCGCUCGUCGAGAGCCAGUUUUCCAUUGAGAGCGACACAGACAUGACGGAAUCUACGGGCCUGAUCCAGGAAUAUGAUGUCUUCGACCCUGGCCGUCCGCGUCCGAAGAUCAUCUUUGUGAUAGGGGGCCCCGGUAGUGGGAAGGGGACUCAGAGCAGCAGGAUCGCCUCCCAUUUUGGCUUCAUCUGCAUCUCCGUCGGCGAGAUCCUGCGAAACCAGAUGAUCCACCACGCCACCAGCAACCGGAAGUGGGAGUUGAUUGCCAAGAUAAUUGCCAAUGGGGAACUGGCCCCAUCGGAAACCACCAUUGAGGAGCUGAAGCAGCAGUUCAUCAAGCAGCCGGAUGCGAAGGGUUUUGUGGUGGACGGCUUCCCCCGAGACAUCACCCAGGCCUUCACGUUUGAGGAGCAGAUCAGCUCCCCAGACCUCGUGGUGUUCCUGGCGUGUUCAAGCCAACAGCUCCGGCAGCGGCUGGAGAAGCGAGCCCAGGAGCAGGGCCGCCUGGAUGAUAACGCCCACGCCAUCGAGCGCCGGCUGGAGACCUUCAAGCAGAACGUCCCGUUGAUUGUGAAAUAUUACCAGGAAAAGGGCACCAUUGUGCGGUUUGAUGGGGACAGAGAGGAAGAGGACGUGUUUGCCGGGAUCAGCACCUGCGUCCAGCACUGGCUGCUGCCCCAGGCGAUGGAGUUUCCAGAGUCUCCGUUCCUAGCUCCUUUGGAUUCUCUGUUCAGCCCUAGCCAGGAGUCUCCAAAGGAAGACGAAAACAAGACGGGGCAGGCUGAGGAGCUCCUCAUCCCAGAUCUCUUGAAGAUGGCAGAAAAAUUGAAGGACCACAAAAUCAUCUUUGUCGUCGGCGGACCGGGCUCGGGAAAGGGGACCCAAUGCGAGAGGAUAGUUGCAAAAUACGGAUACACUCACCUGUCCACCGGUGACCUCCUGAGAGCAGAAGUUGGCUCUGGCUCGGAAAGGGGGAAGAAGUUGUCCGCCAUCAUGGAGAAAGGAGAACUGGUACCCCUGGACACUGUCCUAGAGAUGCUGAGGGACGCCAUGGUUGCCAAGGCAGACGUCUCCAAGGGCUACUUGAUUGACGGCUACCCCCGGGAGGUGAAGCAGGGUGUGGAGUUCGAGAAGAAGAUUUCAGCCCCGACAUUGCUGCUGUACGUAGAUGCCGGCAAGGAUACCAUGGUGAAGCGGCUGCUGAAGCGGGGCGAGACCAGCGGGCGGGUGGACGACAACGAAGAGACGAUCAAGAAGCGCCUCGAUACAUACUACACGGCCACCGAGCCGGUCAUUUCUUUCUACGAGAAAAGGGGGAUCGUCCGCAAGCUCAACGCGGAAGGCUCCGUGGAUGACGUUUUCCUCCAGGUCUGCUCUCAUCUGGACGCCCUGAAGUAAAAGCGCCGAAGGACCCCCCCCCCGGCUCCCGGCCCACGCUGAGCCUCCUCCUCACCAGCCGCGAACCUCCAUUCCCGCUGCCCCCCCUUCCCUGCAGAAGCGCCCCCCCUCGCCUCCCCCCCUCCUCCUCCUCCUCCUCCUGAUCCCUCGCCAUCUCCAGUUGGAUCUCGAGGCGGGGAGUGGGCUGUGACAGCGGACAUGGCUUCAUCCUGUUUUCGUGGACAGAGCUCCGUGGAGGAAAUUUCAAGGACAUGGUGUCUGGCUUCCUAGCCUUCUCUCCAAAGUAAAGUUAACUUUCAUGAGUUGAGACGGGCUUUUUAAAAUCCUCCCCCCGCCCCCUUCUUUUCUUCUUCUGAGUGCAACAGGAAAGGUUUCUGUUCUCGGUUCCUCACUCCAGGGGUUGAUUAAGGGCAGGAAAUGGCUGUUUAUCCCACUCCGAGGCAUCCGUGGCAGAAGGGAAUCUCUUGUUUUUCUCUUUUCUCCGAUGGGUGGCCGAAGCAGGCGUGGGUAUGGAAGCAUCCAGCGAUCCUAAAAAUGUAAUUCAAUAAAUAGGUGGAGAGGAACGGUGGGGUGGAGGGCUGCAAGUUGACACCCCUGGCAUACAUGAUGGAAGGCUCACCUCCUUGGAAAGCAUUCCCUGUAUGUAGAAAGCUAGCUUAUCAGGAAAUAGGCUGAUUUGGACCCUGCAGUGCUAGCUUUCUCUGUGCAAGGAUUGUAUACAGAUUGUACGUAGAAAGCUAGCAUAACAGGAAGUAGGCUGGCUUGGACCCUGCAGUGCUAGCUUACUCUGUGCAAGGAUUGUAUACAGAUUGUACGUAGAAAGCUAGCAUAUCAGGACAUUGGAUGGUUUGGACCCUGCAGUGCUAGCUUUCUCUGUGCAAGGAUUGUAUACAGAUUGUACAUAGAAAGCUAGCAUAUCAGGACAUUGGAUGGUUUGGACCCUGCAGUGCUAGCUUUCUCUGUGCAAGGAUUUCCCCCCACCGUGGAGGAGCAUUCAUGAAUUCCCAUCCUCCCCAGUGGCUCUCCAGAGCGGCACAAGCCAAGCGCCUCCAUAAACAGUAAGCCUGUAAGAAGACACAACCACAGAAGAAUGUGGGAUUUUUGGGGGGGGGGGUAAACCUUGUGAGGUUUAUUUCAAAGAAUAAAAUGAGCAUGCCAGUAUUCAACUUGGAGAGGGAGGGUGAUGGGAGGUGAAUCGAUACCCAGCUAGAAGCCAUGUGGUCUGUUUAGGGUUUUUUUUUUUUAAUGUAUUGUGUGCCCAAUUCUGCAACUUCCCUGCGCAGCAUCCUGUCUGAAUUUUCACUGUGGGGAAACCUUGGUUCCUUAAGCACCCAUAAACUACAGAUAAUGGCUUCCAUGUGCCUUUUUCUUUUGGUCUCUUGAUGAAAAUCGCAGGAGUCAGAAGCUCACUUUUUUUCUAAAAAGACAUCGCGUGCUUUAAGAAGGGAGAUGGGGCCGGGGGAAAGUCGGGACGAUCUAGCUCAACCUGGGGGUGGAAUUAGAUCAAGGUUCCCAACCUCAGGUCCUCCAGGCGCCGCUGGACUACUACUCCCAUCAACCCCAGGGGAUGAUGGGAGUUGUAGUCUGGCGUGUAAGGACCCGAGGCUGGGGAAAGCUGAAUGAGAUAACACUAAAUAAAAUUGUGCCUCAUUCUAUUUUCUCAAUCGCUGAAUCACACGCUCGGAUAGCAUGUCACACCAUUCUGGAUAUAUGUUACAUCGCUUUGUCUUUUUCUCUCUUUUUGUACAAUGAUUUAAGUUAUUUAUAAACGAGUCUGGGGUGGGGGAAACAUCGGUACCCCACCCCACCCAGAGUCUUAAAGGCCCCGUGUCUGGCCUGUUGUCCGAAUGUAUCAAUCGUAUCGUUAUUAAAGUGUAUUGAAACGACAA
Hemicordylus capensis (graceful crag lizard) is the source of this 3761-nucleotide messenger RNA. RefSeq names its product adenylate kinase 1 (gene AK1). NCBI's taxonomy places the organism in Eukaryota, Metazoa, Chordata, Lepidosauria, Squamata, Cordylidae. Gene Ontology annotation, biological process: ATP metabolic process; nucleoside triphosphate biosynthetic process. The record is from RefSeq and is a predicted model, not a curated record. Gene Ontology annotation, cellular component: cytoplasm; cytosol. Gene Ontology annotation, molecular function: nucleoside diphosphate kinase activity; AMP kinase activity; ATP binding. The coding region runs from base 193 to 1872 and encodes 559 amino acids. The transcript has 14 exons.